This is a messenger RNA of Dovyalis caffra, 504 nucleotides long. Lineage: Eukaryota; Viridiplantae; Streptophyta; Magnoliopsida; Malpighiales; Salicaceae. The record is from the annotation of a GenBank genome assembly.
AUGAGCUCAACCAGUAAAAGUCCAGAUAGGGCCACUGCUAACAACCCUAUAGAAAGCCCAAACGGCCGUAUCGCAGUCUUGACUUCUCACUUCACCACCACCAUGUCCUCCGAGAAAGAAUCCGCUCUCGCUGCCGCUGCAGCGCCUCCCUCCGCCGAUUCCCCCACCAUUUUUGACAAAAUUAUUAACAAGGAAAUCCCAGCUAAAGUUGUUUACGAGGAUGAUAAGGUUCUUGCUUUUAGGGACAUUGCUCCUCAAGCGCCUACGCACAUUCUACUCAUACCAAAGGUCAAGGAUGGUUUAACUGGACUAUCCAAGGCUGAGGAGAGGCAUUGUGAGAUUCUUGGCCAGCUGCUUUAUACUGCCAAGCUCGUUGCAAAGCUGGAAGGGCUUGAAGACGGCUUUAGGGUUGUGAUCAAUGAGGGACCAAAUGGAUGUCAAUCUGUCUAUCAUCUUCAUGUCCACCUCCUUGGGGGACGUCAAAUGAACUGGCCUCCUGGCUAA